Messenger RNA from Ictalurus punctatus (channel catfish), 2271 nucleotides. It is a transcript of the gene mief2, whose product is annotated as mitochondrial elongation factor 2. The record is from RefSeq and is a predicted model, not a curated record. The transcript has 6 exons. Gene Ontology annotation, biological process: mitochondrion organization; positive regulation of mitochondrial fission. Lineage: Eukaryota; Metazoa; Chordata; Actinopteri; Siluriformes; Ictaluridae. Bases 309 to 1763 code for a protein of 484 amino acids. Gene Ontology annotation, cellular component: mitochondrial outer membrane.
UCACGUCCUGAGGUACUACAGGCUACAACAAUACCUGCACGGUGAUUGGGCUACAAGUUGGACGUCAUGCACGCUUGGCUUCCUAUUGGUCUAAAUCCACGCCAAUCAAAACGACACAUCCAAUCCAAGCUGCGUGUUGUGAGCUUUUUGGCUGGUUUACGUUAAUGGACGAAACGAGUAACUGAUAUGACCUCGAGUCAUGAAGCUAUGUUUAACUUCGAAUUUUCUGUUUGAUUUAGAAAUGCGGUGGAGGAUUUUCUGAAAAGCUAACUUUAUCCUGAGAAGACACUGAGAAGUGACAGGCCGUGAUGCAGCACGCAGGCUUUUCCGUGCUUCGUAUAUUUAAAGACGGAGCCAUGUAUUAUUCAAGUAAAAGGCGGGGUGAAGACGGAAUCGCCGCCAUCAUCGACUUCCUGCUGUCCAACGCCCGAUUGGUGCUUGGUGUGGGCGGAGUCGCCGUCCUGGGCAUUGCUACGUUAGCUGUGAAAAAGCUGAUAGAACGCGCUGGCCGGCCUCCCGACGACCAAAAUCCUGAUAAAAAGAUGACAGACAGCUGGGAGGAGCUUAGCCUGGUCAGUUCCUCCCCCAAACUGCUUCAAAAGGGCAUCGAGGGUGUGGCCAUGAAACCGAUUACUGCAGUUACCAAGAAAGCGGACCUGUCUCAAUCCGCACCCCAAAUCCAAUCCCAGACUCAGAGGAACGGAUCAGACCCGGCUCAGACAGGCAGACGGCUGGAUCUCUGCGUGUUAACCUUCUCGGAAAGACUGGAGCAGUAUUACCAGACACGUGUGUGCCUGUCCCCGAGCGAAGUGUCCCGAGCUCAGCAGAGAGCGCUGGAAAGCGCUACAGAGAUUCAGGCCUUCCUGCGCUCCAAACACCCGGACAUGCCCCUGGGAGAGAUGACCCUCGCGGGGUCGCUGCUCGACGACCUGCAGGUGGUCAAGGCCGAUCACGCCUGCCUGCUCGUACCACUACAGCUGGAGCCCAGUCUGUGGACUCCGAUCGCCGGAGAGGACACGUUCCUCGGACAUCCUCAGUACUGCAUGUUACGUCGCGAAAAUCUAGAGUAUUUCCCGCGUGGGCGGAGCUACUGGGACAGGCACCUCCUCGGCGGGUACCUGUCGUCUCAGCUCGUUGGCGAGCAACUACGCAAAUCGAUCACAGAGUCCAUGAACUGGCCAUCGCUGAGCAGAACCCUGGAGUGCGAGGUGCGGCCGGUGCUCGGGUCUCCCGCGCUGAAGCUGGAAAUCCGAGCUCGGAGCGAAAGCAGAAAUUUCGACGAAGAGCAGCUGUUUGUUAGCGUUCUACCGAUGGUGCGCUUAGGGGACACGGCGCUAACGGCGCAGCCGGAAAUCACCGGACCGUUCGACUACGUGUGGUACCAGAGCCUCUACACCAGCGAAACGGCUCGACUGGCCAGCCUCGACCAAUCAGACGAGGACUCGGGUGUCAGGAAGAAGUGUCUGAAAACACUAAAGGCUGUGUGUCGGAACUGCCCCGCCCUCCGCAAGCUGACCGGCGCGCAGCUCAGCAGCGUCAUCCUGCACAUGAGUGAGAAGGAGUCUGAUUGGUCGGAGUCGGCGUUCGCUGAUCGGUUCCAGCAGGCCAUCACGGAGCUGAUUGGCUACCUGGAGGCGGGCUUCCUGCCCAGCUACUUUAAACCUGCUGUGAAUCUGCUGCAGGGCUUCACCGUGGACGACAUCGAUGAGAUGGGCUUCAUGCUCUACUGCGCUGUGUGCGAGCCCGAGAUACUGCUCAUAUAACCGGUCACACACACAUCUCAUAUCUCUCUCUCUCUCUCUCUCUCUCUCUCUCUCUCUCUCUCUCUCUCUCUCUCUCUCUCUCUCUCUCUCUAGGAUGUACCUCUUUCUUAUAGGUUAAAUGUGCAGUUUGACGUUUUUAUUUAUUACUACACAGAAAAACUAAAGGCGGUCCCGACGAGUGAGAUGUGCGCGAGCUCUAUCCCACACACACUCCGCGUGUUGGAGCAAUACAGGGUUUAAUAAACAGUUAGUUAUGCAGGGAAUCCAGGUUUUAUUCGUUAAUAAUCUAAUACCGAGACGCGCUCUGAUUGGAACUCGGAUCAUAAACGUGGCACUUUAAUGAACGACGAACCAGAACUGUUUGUGUGUUUGUUUUAUCGGGCGUGUGAAAGUGCGUGUGUUUGAUGCAGUCUUCUCCCCGACACGAAUAAAGCUCGUCCUGAAUCAGGGUCUGGAAAAUCCCUUUGAAUCAAGUCUCUCUGUUACGCAAAUAAAAAGUUAUUUUGAA